AUGGAAGAAGUUCACCGAAAGGACUUUGUCGCCAUCGCCAGGGUUCUUGCUCCGCCAGCGUCGUCACCCCCCGAUCCGUACCGCCGUGUGCGAGCUGAGCUUCUUGCUGCUGUCGAAGACGGACCACAUUCACCACAAUGCCCCUUCGUGUCAUUUGCACCGGCGGCGCAAAAUGACCUUCUCAACAUGAUUGGGACAAUCGCUGGCCCGAAGGGCACACCCUAUGAGGGGGGCUUGUUCCAGAUUUCUCUCUCUAUCCCCUUGUCGAUCUGCUUGAACAUCUUGGAAGAGGAUUGGAGCAAGGCUCUUUCUAUCCGAGUGGUUCUGAUCUCGGUUGCUGCAUUGAUUGGAAGCCCUGGACAAUUUAUGGAAGAGGAGGGCGGGACAUCAAUGCCAUUGCGGCCAGAGGCGGCACAGAUGUGGUUGGAGAACUCGGCAGAGUUUGAGAAGACUGCCCAGGAGUGGACUCGCCGAUAUGCCAUGUCUUUCCAGACCGAGGGUUAG
Aspergillus brunneoviolaceus CBS 621.78 is the source of this 504-nucleotide messenger RNA. Its product is annotated as UBC-like protein. Bases 1 to 504 code for a protein of 167 amino acids. The transcript is spliced from 2 exons. The record is from RefSeq and is a predicted model, not a curated record. Lineage: Eukaryota; Fungi; Ascomycota; Eurotiomycetes; Eurotiales; Aspergillaceae.